UUUGGAAUGUGUUUUCAGCAGUGAUACAUUUCAGAGCUCAGUCUGAGCCUGGCUGCGUUGUGGAAAGGUCACUCCUUGCCUGGCUCCACAAGGCGAGAGCUGAUCUCCGGCAGGUCUGGGGGAGGACCGUGUUAUAACCAGUGGGAAGUGCUGUCAGUUUCCCUAGCGCAGGCGAGGCUUGGAGCAAAAGCUGUUACCCAGAGUCCAGCUCUUUAUGCACCUUUCCCUUAUCCAUGCUGCUAUCUGAGGCCCAGGAGGCCGCCAGGGUGAAGAGAUCAUUGGGAGCCCGGUGGUAGCACCCACUGCUGAGGCAUUAGCAGCAGAGUCCAAGCAGAACAUCUCCUUGAGCCGCUGCUCCUCUGUCCAGCAUCCCCAGGGCUGACAACCACAGAGCAAGGAACUCUGGGGGCCUGCUUACAGAACCAGGGGCCCAGUGACCAGACAGAAACAAGGCACAAAAGCACGGAGCAGGAGCCAGUUCCAUGCUCAGUUGAAUUCAGGACUUUUAAAAACAUGCUUUGGUGGAGUUUUUGUCAAGACAGUGGGGCACAGCCUGCUGCAGGAAGAGAUGGAAAGUGCUGUUUGGAAGGCAAAGAAGAGGGUCCUCCCGCCAUGGAUGGCAGUGAGGGAAGUGGAGCCAAGAAAGACUAUGUCAGCAGUGAGAGCCAAGAGGGUGAAGAAGCCAGCUGUGGCAAGGACCGUGACUGUCUAUUGUAUGAACGAAGCGGAGCUGGUGGACGUGGCAUUGGGGGUCCUGGCUGAGAAUUGUAAAUACAAGGAAAUGGAGGGGAAUGUUCCAUCUGAAACAGAAGGGGAGCAGGAAAGCCAGCAAACACCGAUGGAGCCUCAGUGGAGUCCAGCAAGCAGUGGCGGGGCCAGCACCCCCAGGCCAGACCCCAGGCCCUGCGCUCAGCCAGAUACUUCGGGCUGUACUAGCAGGACAGACACUGAGGACGACGAGGAUGAUGCUUUGAAAUACGUCCGGGAGAUAUUUUUCAGCUAACGUCUUGUGGAGUUUUUUUUAAGCAGAGCAAAAAUAAUACCAAGGGAGAGGGUGAGGCAGACCCAGAGGCUGGCUCCAGUGGGUGGGGAUACAGCAGUGUGGGGCUGUAUGGGUGCCCCCAAUGUCCUCCCAAUUCAAAGGGAGCCUGGAGCUGUGGGGUGGAUGGGGCCCCAGGAGAAGGGAGCAGGUGAGAAUGUCUGAGAGGAGCUCGCCCUUGUUCUGCCAUGAGCUGCAUGGCCAAUGUCUGGUUCAAGUACAGCCCUUGCCCAGCCUCUCACCUACCCCCUUCAUAGCCUCUUCCUUGUGAGCCACGGGUCCCCUCCUCUGCAGGCCAGCUCCCCAGCUGAUACUAAGUGGCCUCCUGAGUGUCAUUCUCUUCCCAGAAGUCAUGGAGACUGAACUCUCCUCCUCCAUGGAGUGGAGCUCGGCAGGGCAGGGCAGGCACUUGAAGGUGUGGGGGAGACUUGCUGUGUAGCAACCCAUGAUCUGUGAGUAAACAGUUUGUUCUGCAGGGUUGUCAUUGGGGCACCUUUUAUCAGUAUUAUAUUAACUUCGAAAGAUUAUUAAAAUAUUUAAUGUCUCUUUAAAAAACAAGUGUACGUGUGCUCUGACUGCACCAUGAGCCACCCUGUGCUGUCUCCUCCCCCACCUGUUAGCGUGAUAUCACCUGUUAAUGUGAUAUUUACCUGAUCUGUCAGUGGACUUGCAUUGUCUCUGCUUGAUGGCCAGGUGAGCCAGAGAAGCAAACCGGAUCCAUUGCCUAGGGCAGACGUGUUCACAAGCUCCCCCUGCUGUGCCUGGUUUAAAUGCACUUUAGUCAUAAUUUCUGCAUCUACCCACAACUCUUAAUACCCACUGUGUGUCUACCUCAGGCAGGAGUAGUAGUGAGCAGAGAGUGGUUAGUUUGCAAAUGAUCGCUGACAAGGCAUAUUGUGUACAAAGAUUAUUGCAAUGGUGCGAAUACAGGGGGCUUUGAAUGCACAUGUGUUACUCAACCAGAGAGCAGAUAAUGGCACCAGUUGAACAUGUUCUACAACAUUGCAACACCGUGCUCCAGCUCUGCGCUAGUCAGUCCUUGGCCUGAGCCUACUAAACAGCGGGGAGAGGCCCAGUGGUGCUUUCUGCCCAGCUGGGACCUACAAACUGUGUGGUGAUGCCACUAUCUCAUUUGCCAUGAACAAGUAGCGGGUGGUGAUAGUUAGCUCCGAUCCACACCCAUAGAGACUAAAUCUCUGCUAUGGGGAAGGCUCAGCACCUGUUUCCCAACUAUCUGAGCUGCAUUUUCUGCCAUGUUAACAUAUAAAAUAUGAGCAUCUAAUCUGAAAUAUUUUGCAGGUGGGUUUGAAUGCACACUGCUGUGCUGGAAAAGGUUUUCCACUGUCAUCGUUUUGGCCUCCUCUUUUUCAGUCUCCUGGCUAAGAUCAAAGAUAGUAACACAUCUUUUACUGGGGACACCGCCCAUCUAGCUCCCUGUCCCUUGACCACCUCCUGCCACCCCAUCCAACCCCCUUGCCUUCCUGACUGCCCCUCAGGG
Gopherus evgoodei (Goodes thornscrub tortoise) is the source of this 2537-nucleotide messenger RNA. RefSeq names its product cell cycle regulator of NHEJ (gene CYREN). The record is from RefSeq and is a predicted model, not a curated record. The transcript is spliced from 4 exons. Gene Ontology annotation, biological process: double-strand break repair via nonhomologous end joining; negative regulation of double-strand break repair via nonhomologous end joining. Bases 569 to 1003 code for a protein of 144 amino acids. NCBI's taxonomy places the organism in Eukaryota, Metazoa, Chordata, Testudines, Testudinidae. Gene Ontology annotation, cellular component: cytoplasm; nucleus.